UCAGCGUCCAAAGAAGAGGAUGCUAUAUGGUCCGUAUAAAGUUCGUACCAAGGCCAGGCGAUAAGAGGGGCGACCACCUUUUCUUAGCAGCUAUUUUGUUAGCAGUUUUCAUAAUUUGUAUUGGAUAUCUAACUGUCUUCGUAAUAAUCUACAGACGGAAAUAUAGACUCUCUGGGAUAGACAAUGACACAGAUAGAGAAAGUAAUAAGGAUACCAGAUUGAGUAUAAAGACGCUCAGCAGUCAAUUAUCAACAAAUAAGCAAAAUUCUGUAGAAAUAGAAGAAAUGUAUUAUUAAUUACUG
Molecule: messenger RNA, 302 nt
Organism: Wallemia mellicola CBS 633.66
Lineage: Eukaryota; Fungi; Basidiomycota; Wallemiomycetes; Wallemiales; Wallemiaceae
Exons: 2
Coding region: 27-296 (89 amino acids)
Source: RefSeq, a predicted model, not a curated record